GCUUCUCAUCGGGCGCUGGAGUGGGAGGGAGCGCGAAUCUCGAUGCCGGCGGGCGCGCGCGCUCUCUCUCUCCGCCUCGUUGUUGAUUUGUGACGGGUGCCAGGGGAAGCUUACAAUUCAAGCACGCUGAUCAUCAUCUAGUGCUGCCUGGGGCUCUGUACCAGAAGUUGAUGUAUGCCCCAGAUCAGUCUCAUCUACAUCAUAUAGGAACAGGAAUUGUGAAUGUUAUCUUGUGUCAACUAUUGAGGAUUAAAUGACUUCGGACAGCUUGCCAUUUGGACUUUCUGUUGGUAGAAAACAAGCAUCAGGAGGAUAUAGAUACACUGAGCAGUACGAAUGGCAACAUUUAGCUCUUCGUCAAAGAGAACAAGCAACAAGGGAGCAACCCCACAUUGGUUCAGCCAUGAAAUACCCUCUGCAUGCAUAUCACAGGGUAGAAGAAUCUGUGGCGGCUAUAGAAAUUCCACCUCAGGUUAGAGGACAUGAUUUGCAUAGUAAUGGCGAAACUUGCAAUGAUAGAAGUUGUAGCCAUUCUUAUACGGAGACAGAAAUGAAGGAUUUGGUGGCCUUUUCACACGGCAAUGCUGAAACUGAGAAGAACUUUGUGAUAUGCGACCAACCUCUCAAUUCAACUAGACUCCUGGAGUCAAAGCAACAUAGUUAUCCCUUUGGAAAUAAGAUUGGUGGAUAUCAUGGUCAAGGUCAUGCUUGUCCUCGCCAUUCAUCAAAACAGGGCGAGUACAAUCUUUCACCUGGUCUUGCUCAGACAAGUUGUCAGUGGACUGAGGGAGAACCUUCCCUUGAUCACUUGUGUGAUUCUGCAAAAAGAGCAGAUGGAUAUAUGCGUGCGACAGAAAGACAGGGGGAGUUCUUUUCAGCUAAUCAAGGGAGUGGCUCUAAAAAUACAAAUUAUCAAGAAGGUCGACAUCUGCCAGCUGAAGCUAACUUCCCAAGUGUCCCCUUCCCAAUGAUAGAUAAAGCAGGGCAUCGAUCUUACAUGGAAAAUGUCCACACUUACGAUAAGCGCGAUGGCUACUGUUCAAAAGAUCCGAUGUUUAAUAUUUCUGAUCACACCUCAGUUGGUCGAACAUGUCAUAGGGUUGAAGUAGGGAGAGCUCACACCAGGAAGGGAUUCGAUGAAUUUGCCACCCAUCAUGAACAAUUUCAUCAAUCUCCACGUGAUAAUUUCAGGGACCACAUGGGUAGCAGUCGAAGUUGCAGGAGUACUCAUAAAUGCAAGAUGUCAAGAAAGCAAUGUGCAAAACAGGAUCUCCAGAAAAAGAACUCAAAUUCCACUUUUGUUGGCAGGCAUGGGAGAAACAGUAACCGGAAAAGGCAUGGUGAUCAUUUGGAUGGACAGAGAGUUAAGAGGAAUAUGCCUUCUGAGGAUCUGUCUAAAGAAUUAUGCUAUCCGAAGAUGAAGGAUUGGCAAUCUUAUUCUCAUGUUGAUGAACGCCAUAGUGGUUCUGAUGCACUAAGAAAUGAUAAUCAGGAGGGACAGACCAAAAAGAUCAAGAAAGGAGGUCAAAUUGGAGAAAAAGGAAAUUAUCAUCCAAAAAAAGGUAUUAUAACAACUGCUGUAUGUAGUGGUUCAGAGUCUAAUGAGAAUUCAGGUUCAGGUAUGUUAAAUCCUAAAUGUAGAAACAAAACCAUUGUGUCAUCAAAUGGACCCAAACAAAGUGAAGGAAGUAACAACAUAAAGUUAGAGUCUGAUAAGAAGCCUAGUUUGGUUGUUUGCACAAAAAACCUAGAUGGCAUUAAGAGCAAGGAGGUUUUCGAUAGUAAACUACAUCAAGCUUCAGUCACCCAUGUGGAGAAAGGUGUGCUCAUGAAAGAAUCAGAGAAUACUUCUCCGUCUGAACUACUUCGUGAAUGUUUGAUUAUAUGGAGAAGAUUAAAGAAAGACAAUUGUGCGGAAGCUGAAAAUAUCAUACAAACCAAUACAAAUGGGUCAGUGAAAACAAGCAAGAUAUCUUUCAGCGGAAGACUGGGAAAUCAAAGACCUACCAACUCAGGAAUUGAUGAUGAAAACAGCAGCACAUCAAGGAGUGCUUAUGUUAGCUCAGAAAGCGAUGAUGAAAGUAAUAGUCCAUCUGACAACUCCAAACGAUGUAGAGGUGUAAUGUCAUCUUGUGAAUUACAAAAGUGCAGUAAAGAAAGAGCUGGGAGAGAGUCAGAGCAACCCUUCCAAUCACUUCGUGGCAACAACUACAUGAAAAGCCCCAAAUAUAUAAUAGCUGAUGCUUCUCAUCCUGAAAGUAGUGUGUGUCAGAAGGUUUCUCAGCAUGGGGAGAUUACUGAUCAUUUGGAUGCAAAUAGUAAAAACGAAUUGAUUGUUGGCUAUGGAACUGAGAAGACACUAGUAGCUGAUUGUGCCCAAUUAGGUGAGCGAAUAACCAGUUUGUCAGCUAUUCCAGAAUUGCUGGACAAAAAAGUUGUUGCUCUUUGCUCAAUGCAUGAUGACAGUUUGAAGGUAAAUGUCUCAGAGUGUUCAAAUCAGGACAGUGAAAUUUCUCAAUUCAGUGCGACAAAAUUGGAUAAAGGAACGACAGAUACGCUUCUAGAGAAGCCUGUUACUCUUUCCAUGGGAAGUGACUGCAGAGACAUCCAAUGGGAUGGUAAGGAUUACAACAUUUUGAGAAUCAAACAAGAGCAUUCACAACAUGCAGACUCUGAGCAUGACAUGCAUCAUAAAGAGAGUGAGGAGGGACCAUCUCAAGCUCUUAAAGUCGCAUCAAACAAACAGAUACCCCACCAGUUCGUUUCUGACCCAGAGAAUCCUUGUACUACUAGACAAGCUGAUUGGAAUUCAUUUUCCUCGAUACCAGACCUAAAUUGCUUGCCUAGUACGAAUGCAGAUGAAGAACGAAGGCCAUUUGAGAAAGUAACUUUUCAGGUUGAUGGGGAAGGUACAGAUACCCAGAAUGAUAUUAAGAGUCUUUCAGCUUCCUCUUGUGAGCCCACUCUGCAGAAAGAACAGUUUAAGCAACGUGAAGCUAAUGAACUUACUCAAGGAAUUUGCGAAAGGGAAUGUGCAAACAGGUUUCACUCACCUAAUUCACAUAGUGGGCCAUCUCAGCAAAGCAUAGUUGAAGAAAAUAGCAUGUCAAUUGAUGCAUUCAAGAUUGUCCUCUGUGAAUUCAUCAAGAAUAUCAUGAAGCCUUUGUGGGAAGAUGGGCUUUUAUCCCGGGAAGUCCACAAAAUUAUAGCGAGAAAGGCUGUGGACAAGGUGAUCACCGUGUUGGCCGCAAAGGUCCCUCUGACAGAAAUAGCUACAUGUAGAUUUUUGUUAGAUGAAUCUCAGAGUCUAGAGAAACUCGUUCAGGGUUACUUGGAUGUAUACGUGGGAAGGGAAGUUCUUAAAAAGAAGCAUGCCCAGUAAUUCCUGAGCAGUGCUGUAAAAGAGAAAAAAACAUGUAAUUAUUGGAUCCCUUUUGCUCAUAUUAAUUUCCAUCGUCAGUUUUCAUUGAUCAAACGAACUCUCCUGUUUCCACAGGUAGCUAGAAGCCGUAAGCAACCUAGGUUUCUCUUCAGUUUAGAUCAGUGAAAGGAAAAGAUCAAAAUGGCAAAUCUUUCCUCCUUUCUCGUGUGGGGCCUUUUAACAGUCUUAUUUCUUGCUUUUAGCUCCCAUUUCAUAUCAAUAUCUAGGACUGUUUCCAUAUAGCUGUUAAACAUAUCAAUAUCUAGGACUGUAAUCUAUGAGAUUUAAAAUGUUGUAGUUUUGUGGGUGCAUGAUGGUCCACUUUCUUUUAUCCAUUGUGAAGUAUCAUUACCCACCAUUGUAUUCAUGCUUUCGGUUUGCCGCUAUAUGGAAAAAGAGAUGGUGGCUGCAAAGUGGAUUGGAUUUGUUGGUGCAGAUUGCAUCUGCUUUCUGGCGGUGCGUCAUUUCUUUAGUACUAGUUGUCCAUUGUGAUCUUGACAAAUUUGUA
Molecule: messenger RNA, 3929 nt
Organism: Oryza brachyantha (malo sina)
Lineage: Eukaryota; Viridiplantae; Streptophyta; Magnoliopsida; Poales; Poaceae
Exons: 7
Coding region: 254-3382 (1042 amino acids)
Source: RefSeq, a predicted model, not a curated record